AUGGUUAAAGUUAGUCUGGAUAACGUCAAAUUGCUAGUCGACGUCGAUAAGGAAUCCUUCUUUAAACCCUCCCCCACCACUGUGGGCGAUAUUUUGACUAAAGAUGCUUUAGAGUUCAUUGUUCUUUUGCACAGGACUUUCAACGGCAAAAGAAAGUUAUUAUUGGAAAAUAGACAAGUUGUCCAGAAGAAAUUGGACUCAGGUUCUUACCAAUUGAAUUUCUUACCGGAAACUGAGAGCAUCAGAAACGAUCCCACUUGGCAAGGUCCAAUUUUGGCGCCGGGGUUAAUCAAUAGAUCUACUGAAAUCACAGGGCCUCCUUUGAGAAAUAUGUUGAUCAACGCUUUAAACGCUCCCGUAAAAACUUAUAUGACUGAUUUUGAAGACUCUGCUUCUCCCACUUGGAAUAACAUGGUCUACGGUCAAGUUAAUCUCUACGACGCUAUCAGAAACCAGAUUAAUUUUGAUACGCCAAGAAAGUCUUACAAAUUGAAUGGGAAUGUGGCAGACUUGCCCACCAUUAUCGUGAGGCCUCGUGGGUGGCACAUGGUGGAAAAACAUCUUUAUGUCGAUGACGAACCAAUCAGCGCUUCCAUCUUUGACUUUGGUUUAUAUUUCUACCAUAACGCCAAGGAAUUAAUCAAAUUGGGUAAGGGUCCUUACUUUUAUCUACCCAAAAUGGAGCACCAUUUGGAAGCCAAAUUAUGGAAUGACAUCUUUUGCGUAGCCCAAGAUUACAUUGGGAUUCCAAGAGGCACAAUCAGAGCCACCGUUUUGAUUGAGACUUUGCCUGCUGCCUUUCAAAUGGAAGAAAUCAUCUAUCAAUUGAGGCAACAUUCUAGUGGGUUGAACUGUGGACGCUGGGAUUACAUCUUCUCCACAAUCAAGAGAUUAAGAAACGAUCCUAAUCAUAUUUUGCCCGAUAGAGACCAAGUUACAAUGACGUCCCCUUUCAUGGACGCGUACGUGAAAAGACUGAUCAAUACUUGCCACCGUAGGGGCGUUCAUGCCAUGGGAGGUAUGGCUGCACAAAUACCUAUCAAGGACGAUCCGGCAGCCAAUGAAAAGGCUAUGACCAAAGUCCGCAACGAUAAGAUCAGAGAAUUGACGAACGGCCAUGAUGGAUCCUGGGUCGCGCAUCCUGCGCUAGCCCCCAUCUGUAAUGAAGUCUUCAUCAAUAUGGGAACCCCAAAUCAAAUUUACUUCAUCCCUGAAAAUGUUGUUACAGCUUCUAAUCUGUUGGAAACCAAGAUCUCAAAUGGCGAGGUUACCACUGAGGGCAUUGUUCAAAACCUGGAUAUCGGGCUGCAAUAUAUGGAAGCUUGGCUGAGAGGUUCCGGUUGCGUGCCCAUCAACAACCUGAUGGAAGACGCCGCAACGGCAGAAGUCUCUCGUUGUCAACUGUAUCAAUGGGUAAGACACGGCGUUACGUUAAAGGACACCGGUGAAAAAGUCACUCCAGAGUUGACGGAAAAGAUCCUACAGGAGCAAGUGGAAAGACUAUCCAAGGCAAGUCCAUUGGGCGACAAGAACAAGUUUGCGCUGGCCGCUAAGUAUUUCUUGCCUGAAAUUAGAGGUGAGAAAUUCAGUGAAUUUUUGACUACGUUGUUGUACGACGAGAUUGUGACUACUAAGGCCACACCCACCGAUUUAAGCAAGUUGUGA
Molecule: messenger RNA, 1665 nt
Organism: Saccharomyces kudriavzevii IFO 1802
Lineage: Eukaryota; Fungi; Ascomycota; Saccharomycetes; Saccharomycetales; Saccharomycetaceae
Gene: MLS1
Product: malate synthase MLS1
Exons: 1
Coding region: 1-1665 (554 amino acids)
Biological process (GO): glyoxylate cycle
Cellular component (GO): peroxisomal matrix; cytoplasm
Molecular function (GO): malate synthase activity
Source: RefSeq, a predicted model, not a curated record